This is a messenger RNA of Physcomitrium patens, 732 nucleotides long. RefSeq lists its product as uncharacterized. NCBI's taxonomy places the organism in Eukaryota, Viridiplantae, Streptophyta, Bryopsida, Funariales, Funariaceae. The record is from RefSeq and is a predicted model, not a curated record.
UUGGACUGAUUACAUUUUGACUAAAUGGAUGAACCCAAUCGACCACAUGGAAUUCUUCAUUUUCCCAUUCAUUCGGUGCCACUAAACCCUAAACCUGGCGGUGCACAAUCGGGCUUGUGAAGUUGAAUUUCCUAACGUCUACUGUUUUUCGGUCUUCUCCUCAUGCUUCUGUACAGGUUGGGUUCAAUUUUAAUUGGCAACAAAAUUCUUGGAGAGGGGAUUGAUGUAUUGAGUCAAAGAUGACGAAGAAUCGGAAGAAACAAAGAGGUGUUGCCGCCAUGGAGGACGACACCCCUACCGUUGCUGCAAGAGCUAUCGUUCCGGACGGUAAUGGUGUUGAUGAAGCGAUGGACACUACUGGAGACCAGGCUAUCGAGAUUACUGGUGCGGAAUUGGACUUACUCUCGUCGAAGAAGAAGAGAAAGAAGAAGGGCUCGAAGUCCAAUGGUCUACAAGUUCAGGGGCUGAUCCAGAAGAAAGAGCCUCCAAAGCGCAAGGCUGUGAAACAGCGUAAAGAGAAGUCCAUAGAAAGAGCUUUAUUGAACAUGGAUAAGCAACAGGAGAAGCUUCAGAAAGAUGAGGUCAAGGCAGAGAGGAUUUCAUCUUUAAAGAACCUAUAUUAGCAUGUACAUAGAGAAAUAUUUAGUAACAUUGUCUCGAAAUUCAAACCUCUCUCUCGCAAGUUGGGAGAUUCCUUCAUGUUUGUCUUCGGGAACCGACUAUUCAGGUCUG